AUGCCCGAACACGAACCCAUCGUCUCGCAUGGCCGCGGAGGCCAAGGCAACAUCGGCGCCGACCCCACUCAAUACAUUGACGCCGGCAUCGUCCGCGAAGGCCUCUACGGCGACCAGGGCGACGGCGCCUACUCCGCCGGCCGCGGCGGCGCAGGCAACAUCGGCUCGCCGAACGUGCGCCCCACAUCGAAGAUCCCGCACGACGCGGAGAUGAUCCCCGAGCUGGCGGUGCGCAACUCCACGGACGAGAAUUACCAUGUCGGGCGCGGCGGCCAAGGCAACGUCCAUCUCGACGAGGAGACUCGCAAGGAGAAGGAGGUGAAGAAGAAGCAGCAUAAUCAUCCCGAGGGAUUGGCGGAUAAGCUCAAGCAUAAGAUUUUUGGGCGGUAG
Molecule: messenger RNA, 390 nt
Organism: Aspergillus clavatus NRRL 1
Lineage: Eukaryota; Fungi; Ascomycota; Eurotiomycetes; Eurotiales; Aspergillaceae
Product: DUF3602 domain-containing protein
Exons: 5
Coding region: 1-390 (129 amino acids)
Source: RefSeq, a predicted model, not a curated record